This is a messenger RNA of Suillus fuscotomentosus, 929 nucleotides long. RefSeq names its product acyl-CoA N-acyltransferase. Gene Ontology annotation, cellular component: Golgi membrane. The record is from RefSeq and is a predicted model, not a curated record. The transcript is spliced from 2 exons. Gene Ontology annotation, biological process: N-terminal peptidyl-methionine acetylation. Bases 138 to 755 code for a protein of 205 amino acids. Gene Ontology annotation, molecular function: histone acetyltransferase activity; protein-N-terminal amino-acid acetyltransferase activity. NCBI's taxonomy places the organism in Eukaryota, Fungi, Basidiomycota, Agaricomycetes, Boletales, Suillaceae.
CAACGCCCGUAACCAGUGCAGGCGUACUAAAAUUUUAAAGCUGAAACUCGAAUGCUACUCCUGCAAGCGUCUUCUCCAUAUCCAUCCUUACGAUUUCGUCUCCUACAGCAAUCUGCCAACAAACCAAGUCUAGAUCUAUGACUCAACGUGAUAGUGGACACAUGACAUCACUACUACCGGACGGAAUCGGCAUACGGAUGAUGAGAUCUUCAGACAUGCUACAAGUCCGUGCACUCCAUACCAAACUCCUCCCAGUCGCAUACCCCACCGCAUUUUUUGUGCAGCUGCUCAUACAGCCGCAUCGCAUGUGUCUGAUAGCCACACACGACGGCAAAGUCAUAGCUUUUGCCUCUGCUACCAUGGAAACACGGCAUUCAACGCCAGGGCCGCUCGGUUCGAGCGGGGAUCAGACUGGAGGCGCCUUGCGGGUUACCUUGUUGACACUUGGGGUAUCGCCCGAGUUCCGACGACAAGGGAUUGCACGCAGACUGGUACAUGAAAUCGUGCAGCGCCUAAGAUCGUCUUGCGGCGCCUCCUGUCAUGAAUCACCUCCCGCCCCAUCGCUCUCAGAGAGCGAUUCGACUGAUGCGGUGAUUAUAUCCGCAGAAGUUGCGCACAACAAUUCAUCUGGACAAUCUUUUUACUCCCACCUCGGGAUGCAAAGACAACUAGAAGUGGAUAAGCAGAGCGGAUUUGGUUCGAAGGCACACACUUGCAUGGUACUGGGGGUGAUGAGAGCGGUUCCUGUUUCCUGAAGAAUAUUUUUCAGGGGAUAGAUGAUGUUCUCUGCAGAGACAAUAUUCACGAGCGUUAUCAAGGACGCGCUAGCAUAAAUUAGAAACUCGUAGUGAAUUUAUGUUCUCCAUAAUGAUAUCUGAUGACAUUUGUGUCUGCUUCUUGCUUCAACUAGAAGGGCACUAUAAACGACA